Messenger RNA from Orbilia oligospora ATCC 24927, 1494 nucleotides. RefSeq lists its product as uncharacterized. Bases 1 to 1494 code for a protein of 497 amino acids. NCBI's taxonomy places the organism in Eukaryota, Fungi, Ascomycota, Orbiliomycetes, Orbiliales, Orbiliaceae. Gene Ontology annotation, molecular function: pseudouridine synthase activity; RNA binding. The transcript has 5 exons. Gene Ontology annotation, biological process: pseudouridine synthesis. The record is from RefSeq and is a predicted model, not a curated record.
AUGGCUGCUGCUGCUGCCACCCCACCGGAGUCCGAAUCCACCACUCAGCCUCCAGCUGUAGCUAUAACUCCGGCGAACCCAUCGAUUCCACCAUGGUACUUCGAGGGCGGGAUGAGACGUGUGAAACCCUACCAUUACACCUAUAAUACCUUCUGUAAAGAACGAUGGCGGAAUAAAACCAUUUUUGAAAUAUAUGGAACGGAGUUUAGAGAUCGUCCUCAAGAGUAUUAUAAAAACGCCGUCUUGACAGGAAUGAUAUCAAUCAACGGAGUCCCUACUCAUUCACUCGAUCAAAUCAUUCGAAACGGGGAUAUAGUAACCCACACUCUUCACCGCCAUGAACCUCCCGUCACCGAUAAACCGGUAACAAUAGUCUGUGAAACAGAUGAUAUGAUUGUUAUUAACAAACCUGCCGGGAUGCCUGUUCACCCUGCCGGGAGGUAUCAUUAUAACAGUGUUGUGGAGAUCAUGAGGUUUGAAAGAGGGGGGUGGAAUCCUAUGCCGUGUAACCGCUUGGAUAGGCUUACGUCCGGACUAAUGUUCAUCGCAAAGACCAAAGAAGCCUCAAAGAGUAUGAUGUUACAGCUACAGACUCGUACUAUCAAAAAGGAGUACGUAGCUAUGGUUAAAGGCGAAUUCCCAGAAGGCGAUGUAGUAGUCGAACAACCUAUCCUAGCAAUCUCCCCAAAGCUUGGUCUAAAUCGUGUAAAAGCCAACGGCAAACACGCCAAAACCCUCUUCCGCCGACGGUCAUAUAACCCCACAAAGGGUUAUAGUGUGGUACAAUGCCUACCAUUCACCGGGAGAACACAUCAAAUCCGAGUUCAUUUGCAAUUCUUAGGCCAUCCGAUUGCGAAUGAUCCGAUUUAUUGUAACAGAAAGGUUUUCGGCCCGAAUUUAGGGGUUGGUGGGGAGGGUGAUGAUGAGGAUAUCAUUACUAGAUUGUCGAGAAUGGGGAAAGAAGAAGUUGCGGAAGCGGUGGCUUAUCAUGAUGAGUUGGUAGCGGAUUAUGAAAAGCGAAAGGCUGAGAGAAUGUCGGGCGAGACGUGCAGUAUAUGCGAUACGCCGCUGUAUACUGAUCCUGGAGCUCAUGAAUUGGGAAUAUACUUGCAUGCGAAAAAGUAUAAUUGUGUGGAGGGGAAGUGGUCGUAUGAGACACCCCUACCCGAUUGGGCUUUACCAAAGGAAGGGGAUGUGGUUAGUGAAGUAUUAGUUUUGGAGAGUGUGGAUAUUCCUUUGGUGUUAAAGGAAGGGAAUGCAGGGGAGGAAUUUAAAACGAGCUUGGAUGGAAAUGCAGAGAAAGAGGAGGAAGAAGAAACCGAGAUUGAGGAAGUCAAGAAGGAAGUCCAAAUGCCGAAAGAAAUUACGCCACAGGAGUUAGAGAUGUUGCAGAUUGGAGGCGAGAGUGAUGAGGAAGAAGAAGAGGGGACGCAAAAGGGGGAUGAAAAGGAUAUCGUGACAGAGAAGGUAGCGGAUGGCUUGGAAAGCAAGUAA